UCAGGUUCCAGCCUUUUACUGCUAUAUAAGCCAGUAUAUAAAGGUAUGAUCAGCAAAAGAAUGUGAUGAUCUGUAAAGGUAGCUCAAAUAUUUAAGUGGCAUUAUGUUGACAGGCCUGCUGAAUGAAGAUUACAGAGAAAUGUGGCUGAGCAGCAGCAGUACCGCACGGCCCCUUUAAUAGCUCUCCUCCCCGUCUCUCCCACCGUCUUGCUCUCUUCCCCAUUUCGCUGCUUUGUUUUCAUUGACGCUCUUUUGAUCAUGGCUGCUCAUUCCACCGAAGAACCGUUCCCCUUCCACGGGCUGCUCCCCAAAAAAGAAACCGGCGCCGCGUCUUAUCUCACCAGGUUCCCCGAGUACGAUGGCCGAGGAGUACUCAUCGCUAUCCUCGACACCGGCGUGGAUCCCGGGGCCCCCGGCAUGCAGGUCACAACUGAGGGGAAGCCAAAGAUCAUCGACAUCAUCGAUACAACAGGCAGCGGUGACGUGAAUAUGACCACUGUGUCAGAACCUAAAGAUGGGACAAUCGCUGGCCUCUCUGGUAGAACACUUAAGAUUCCUCCUGCCUGGGUCAAUCCAUCAGGGAAGUAUCACAUUGGAGUUAAAAAUGGCUAUGAGUUCUUCCCUAAGGCUCUUAAAGAAAGAAUACAGAAAGAGCGAAAGGAGAAGAUGUGGGACCCACCACACAGAGCAGCACUUGCUGAGGUCUCUCGCAAGACGGAAGAGUUUGACCUCUCCCACCCAACGCCCUCACAGAUGGAGAAGUUGGAGAAAGAAGAGCUGCAGAGUCAGUCAGAGCUGCUGGCAUCGCUAGAAAAGAAGUACAGUGAUCCCGGUCCCGUUUAUGACUGUCUGCUUUGGAACGACGGCAUUACAUGGAGGGCUGUAGUCGACACUUCAGAGUGUGGAGAGCUGUCCCAGUGCACUGUGCUGAGCUCAUACAGAGAGACGCAAGAGUAUGCCACGUUAGGAAGUGCUGAGAUGCUAAACUACUCUGUUAAUAUUUAUGAUGAAGGAAACACACUCUGCAUCGUCACCAGUGGAGGGGCUCAUGGGACACAUGUAGCAAGCAUCGCAGCAGGUUACUUCCCAGAGGAACCUGAGCGCAACGGCGUGGCCCCUGGUGCCCAAAUCUUGGCUCUGAAGAUUGGAGACACCCGCCUCAGCACCAUGGAAACAGGCACAGGACUCAUCCGCGCGAUGAUUGAAGUCAUCAACUACAAGUGUGACCUUGUUAACUAUAGCUAUGGGGAAGCAACCCACUGGCCCAAUUCAGGGAGGAUUUGUGAGGUGAUCACAGAGGCUGUCCAAAAGCACAAUGUGAUGUUUGUUUCAAGUGCAGGAAACAACGGCCCAUGCCUCUCCACGGUCGGCUGCCCGGGGGGAACCACCAGCAGUGUCAUAGGAGUUGGAGCAUAUGUGACUCCAGACAUGAUGGUGGCAGAGUAUUCCCUGAGGGAGAAGCUGCCUCCCAACCAAUACACCUGGUCGUCCAGGGGCCCCAGUACAGACGGGGCCCUGGGGGUUAGCAUCAGUGCCCCUGGUGGGGCCAUUGCGUCUGUACCCAACUGGACUCUUCGUGGUACCCAGCUGAUGAAUGGCACAUCCAUGUCAUCCCCUAAUGCCUGCGGAGGCAUCGCUCUAAUCCUCUCAGGACUGAAGCAGUAUGGGAUCUGUCCCUCUGUUGCUGCGGUGAGGAGAGCGCUGGAAAACACAGCUCUGAAGGUUGAUGACAUCGAGGUGUUUGCACAGGGCCAUGGAAUAAUCCAGGUGGACAAGGCAUUAGACUACCUCAUUCAACACGCCUCUUUACCCACAAGCCACCUAGGCUUCUCAGUAAGUGUGGGAACACAGAAAGGCAUCUACCUCAGAGACCCAGCCCAAAUUCUUGCACCCUCAGAUCACGGAGUAGGAAUUGAACCCAUCUUCCCAGAGAACACAGAAAACUCUGAGCGAAUCUCCUUACAGCUACACUUGGCGCUCACAUGUGCCGCACCGUGGGUUCAGUGCCCCUCCCAUCUAGAGCUGAUGAACCAGUGUCGUCAUGUCAAUGUCCGCAUCGAUCCUAUGGGACUGAGAGAGGGAGUGCACUACACCGAGGUGUGUGGGUAUGAUACAGCAGCACCUACUUGUGGCCCCCUAUUCAGAGUUCCAAUCACAGUUAUUAUCCCUGCAAAAGUGACAGAUAGUCGUAAUCAGGAGGUGUGUUUCACAGACGUCCACUUCAGACCAGGCCAGAUUAGACGCCACUUCAUCACUGUUCCUCAGGGAGCUUCCUGGGCAGAGAUCACACUGACCUCUCAUUCGGGAGAUGUGUCGUCAAAGUUUGUUCUCCACGCUGUGCACCUGGUCAAACAGAAAGCGUACAGAGCUAAUGAAUUCUACAAGUUCUCUUCACUGUUGGAAAGAGGUUCACUAACUGAGGCUUUCCCCGUACUGUCAGGUCGGGUAGUAGAAUUGUGCAUUGCACGCUGGUGGGCGAGCCUGGGCGAUGUCACAGUGGACUACAGCAUCUCAUUCCACGGGCUCAACACUUCCCCUUCACCCCUGCACAUACAUGCCUCAGAGGGCGUCACGAGUUUUGAUGUGUCGUCGCCACUCAGGUACGAGGAGGUGUCACCCACUAUUACCCUCAAGUCUUGGGUUCAGCCUCUCAGGCCCUUAAGUUCAAAGAUAAAGGCCCUGGGAAUGAGGGACGUUCUGCCUAAUAACAGACAAAUCUACGAGAUUGUCCUCAACUACAGCUUUCACCAGCCUAAGAGUGGAGAAGUUACCCCCAGCUGUCCCAUGCUGUGUGAGCUGCUGUACGAGUCGGAGUUUGACAGUCAGCUCUGGAUGCUGUUUGAUCAGAACAAGAGGCUACUGGGCUCAGGCGACGCCUACCCACACCAGUAUUCUCUGAAGCUGGAAAAGGGGGACUACACUGUGCGUCUGCAGGUCCGCCACGAGCAGUCCAGCGAGCUGGAGCGCCUAAAGGACCUACCGUUUGUGGUUUCUCACCGUCUGUCCACCACACUCAGUCUAGAUGUCUAUGAGACACACCGGGCUGCCCUCAUGGCCAAGAAGAAGGCAAACUCUGUCACGUUGUGCCCGGGCGCCACACAGCCCUUCUACAUCACAUCCCUGCCUGACGACAAGAUCCCAAAAGGGACAAGUCCAGGAUGCUAUCUUUCAGGCUCCCUUGUUGUCCCCAAGAGCGAGUUUGGCAAGAAAGCAGGGCAGGCCUCUGCAAAACGACAAGGAAAGUUUAAAAAGGAUAUUGUUCCAGUCAUCUACCACUUAAUUCCUGCUCCAAACAAAACAAAGAACGGAGGGAAGGAGAAGGACAAGGAAGGAGACAAAGAGAAAGACAUGAAGGACGAGUUUGCAGAAGCUUUGAGAGACUUAAAGAUUCAGUGGAUGACAAAGUUGGACUCCAGCUCCAUUUAUGAUGAACUGAGGGAAAACUACUCAGACUACCUUCCGCUGCACGUGCAAAGACUGCACCAGCUGGACUCUGAAAAGGAGCGCGUAAAACGUCUCAGGGAGGUGAUAUCGGCAGCUGACAUCGUCAUCUCCCACAUCGACCAGACGGCCUUGGCUGUUUACCUCACCAUGAAGACAGACCCUCGGCCUGAUGCCGCUUCUAUCAAAACUGACAUGGAGAAGCAGAAGUCGUCUCUGCUGGACGCUCUGUGUAGGAAGGGCUGCGCUCUGGCUGACCAGCUCCUGCUGCCCCCUGCAUCGCAGGACGGCGCCGUUGCUGUCACCACGGGACAAACGGCAGCAGAGGAGAAUGUGGAACAGAUGGCCAGCAGUUCUGAUGACAUCCUGCACAACGUAGCUAAAGCUCUGAUGGAUACAUUUUGGGAGGUGCAGAAGUGGGCAGAGCUAACUGAUUCCAAGGUGUUGAUGUUUUCAUACAAACACGCCCUUGUGAACAAGAUGUACGGACGAGCCUUAAAAUAUGCUUCAAAGAUGGUGGAAGAGAAGCCCAGCAAAGAGAACAUGAGGAACUGCAUCCAGCUUAUGCGACACCUCCUGUGGACACACUGCGCCACCUUCAGUGAGAACUGGCUUCCUGUCAUGUACCCUGUGGACUACACACCAUUCUAGGCACACACACACACACACACACACACACACACACACACGUGCGCAUGCAUGAGCAGCAUGGCCAUACAUGGUCCAUUACAUGGUAACUUCAAUAUCAUGUCCCUCAGGGUCACAUGGUCUAUGCAUCCGGUUUUUCAAAAUGUAGAUGUAGUUGAACACCAAAAUAAAGGAUAACGCUGAGUGUAAAUAGUUUGAUGCACUCGACACAUUAUAGGGUGAGGGAUCAAGUUCAUCCUGUCUUUUAAUGUCUUGUUAAACAUCACCAUUGAAUGCUCGAAACUCUCGCCAAGGUUUGUUGAAACUGUAGCUCAGUGCUUUCUUUGUUGGGUGUUGUCCUUUUUAUUUUGGUGUCAUCUACACAGUUGGAGGCGUACACAUCCACCCAUCUUCAUCUGCCCGGACUCUAUAUCUUAUAAAUAAUCUAUUUCUCCUGUGUUCCCCUGUGUAAACACUGUAAAAGGGCCAUUGUGGACUCCAGGGACUCAUUCCCAAGUCUAUUUUUUAUUUUUUUUAAAGUAACUGUGACCCCUUCUACUCACUUUCAAAACAUCAGAAAAACUCAUAGCUGGCCAUUGUGAGGAUAGGAAGGACUUGCUUGGACAGAACUGUGUCUUUUUCACUUUUAUUUCUUUGUUUUCUGACUGUUCCUAUCAGGCCAUGUUGAUAAAGUUAAUAUUUAGUCAUGUCUGUCUUUUUAGGCUCUGACUCGUGUGCACAAUCUCAAAACACACAACAGUAUUUAGGUGCCUUUCUACACGUACCUUACCUUUUUUCUGAUGGGAUGAAAAACAGUGCACGGGUUCAGUAACGUCGGUGAACACUCAGCCGCAUGCGGUCAUUUCACCCAUCAGUCUUUGGUGUCAAAUGUGGUUUUUGAAGCUCAUUUCGGCAGUAUGACGUGUCCGUGCACUGUAUGCAGGCCGUCAGUGACUUGUCAGGAAAUUGGAUGCCACAAACCGACUUUCACAGCUUCUACUUACCCCCAAGAGGUGUUGGCCCCCAACUUCAUACUGCUGUUACCUGAGCAGCACAUUUGACCACCAUCAAACAGACCUCACUGACAUAACAGAUGCAGUUUUGGGCAGCGGUAGGAUGUUCAGAUCAGAAUUCAUUGUAAAAUGUUCACUCAGUGUUGGACGUUUCUCUGCAGCAUUCAGAAUGUUGCAUUUGUACACAGUGUCAUAAAAUAAUGUACAUACACAUAACGUAAAAAUAUUAAGAAGCAAUAGGUAUAUAAUACAAAUAUUAUUCUAAUUGAUGUAUUUUGCAUAUAUGCAUGUAUUCUAGGAUGUAAGGAAAAAUACAUAGUUUUAUUCAGGAGCAGAUUUUAGUUUGUCUCAAUUUGGAAGAUUUUUAAACCCAUGAAAGAUUCUGAUGGUAUCCAGUGUUACUUUCAUGAGUGUGUGUUUGUGAAUGACUUUAAGUGUACUUCUGAGCAUAUUUUGUGUGUAUGAUCAUUUUCACCCAACUGAAAUGAUAGCAUUUAGAGGGGGUUAAGCAUGAGUAUUGUUGUUUUUUCAGAUACCUUAUUUACUUUAAAGGACCAUGCCAGUGGUUUUAUACUUUUCUGUCUGAUUUACUACAAUCACACAUACUUAACAUCACUGCUAAACAUUUUGCGUAUUAUGUUAUUUUAGGGCACGUGGCCGAUGGUUUUCUUCAAAAUAUAAUGUCAGCAGAUUUUUUACACUUUCUUGAGUUGUAUAAAUCCAUAGUGAAUACCAAGUUGGCAUUAAAGGCCUUGAAAACCAUAUUUCUGCAGUUUUCAUUAUUUCCCGUGAGAGAUUUCUGCUUUUGUCUGAGCUCUCAGUGGUUUGAGGUGUUUUGGGCAUAUUUCUGAGCACCAAUGAGGAUUUAUCAAUAUUUCACUGAAAACGUGGCAACUGUUUCGGGUGUUUAUGCUUAUGUUGCCACUGUCAAUCAAAUCUGAUCAAACUACACCCACACAGUCCUGAUGAAGCAGAUUAGCUGAGUUUUUGAAUGUUAAACUCUUAAUAAUAAUAGCUAACAAUGUUUGUCCCACCAAACUAACUGAUCGCUGCUUGUUUAGUGAUGAACACAAAAUGUCAUACAUCAAAUUUUCAGGGGAUUUCUUUAAUCAGAGUUGCAAAAUCGCUGCUUGGCACUGCAGAUUGAUUUGAGAAGUCUUCAGUGCUUUACACUCCAAAGAUAAUGCAGCUAUGACAACAAUGAAUGCAGACUUGAUGUUCACUGUGAUGAAAUACAACUUGAAAGAGUACUUCACUGAUGUAGUUUUUAAUGUUUUUAAGUAUCACAAUUGAUGCAGCAGAAGCAGAGAUGAUCUUUUUUUUUAUUCCACACAGUCUUCUUUGCAACCGCUGUUCAGAGUUUCAGGUGUGUUAUGCUAGUAGAGGCUAAUGUCGCCUGCUGCUAGCCUCAACCAGAGAUGAGGAGCAGGCUACAGAGGUCUCACUACUUUGUAACUCCACACCCCCAGAUUCUUGUGUUUUUGAACUUGUAUUCUUCAUCCCCAUUGACUCAAAUGACAUCAUUUGAGGACAUUUAUCAGAUGUUAUGCAGCUCCCUCUGGAGCUACAGGCCGCUAUAUAGAACUUUACAAAUUCAGUAAUUCUCCCCAAGACCUGUUAACAGAUUGUGUAAAAUAGGUGGAGUUUUCUUAAGUUUGAAGAGUAUUUGUAUUUGAUGUCAUAUGGAAAUUAAUGGGAAACAAUGACUGUACAGAAUGGUUGCAUUUGAAAAAGUAAAACUUUGCCACAAUCAAGAUAGCAGCUAAAACUUGUAAAAACACUGGUAUGGUUCUUUUUUUUUUUUCUUUUUCUUUUCUUACCUCAGUGAAUCAUGUAAUAAAUAAGGAUGCAUAGCUGUUUGUGUUUGCAGUGCUAGUACAGGAGAGAACCAUGUUAAAGAUACAAACUAUAUCCACUUUAUCUUUUGUGUGUCUCAUCAAAAGAAUGAUUCCCAAUGUUAAGCUGGUUUAACUGUCAAAAGAAUAUGAAGGUUUAAAAGUUUUACCAGAAGGGUACAAAAAUGAUAAAAUUGGACAUAAUAUACAAUAGAAGGAUUCAUCCUCAAAUUAUCAAAACCAGUUUAUAUGAUGGCUCUAAAUGUCUGGUUUCAUCUUGCCCUGAUGCUGUUUUAAGUUUAAGGUGCAUGCUUAACAAUGUAAAAGCAGCUUUCAUCCUCAUCAGAGUAAAUCUUUUCUGGGAUGUCCGUACAUGCAUAGCCAAUCAGUAGUCACAACUCAUGUUUACCCAGGGCUAAGAACACCUCGCAUUUCUGUUUUUAGCUGUGACUUGUAUGCACUUUCUGCAGCAGCCUCAGCACAGGCCUCUCUGGGUGCGCAGGGAUUUACUGCAGUCAGUUGGGUUUUGUUUCUGAAACAACUUGUGCUCAUCUUUACUUUUUGCAUCUUAUUUUCUUUCUUUUCUUUCCUCUCUUCUCUUUCCUGUGUUUGGGGUUUGGUUCAGACAGAUGUCACGUUCAGGGCUCAGGUGUCAGUACGCGUUGCCAAUGACAGUCUCUCCGAAAAUGGCCUUAACUUUCACCACAGGACUUGUACCGUCCAUUUCUGGCACCAAACAGACUUCUCAUAUCUGUUGCUCACACUCCGCUGGUGUCAGGAAACACUUCAGAAAUGCUCCUUCUGGAUGUUGAGUGUUUAUUUAUAGUCAUAAAAUCUAGUAAAUGCCAAUAUUUUACAGAAUGUUAUGAGAUAAGGUGGUAUGCUAUGUAUUUUAUACCCAUUCUUCCUCGACAACGUGGAAAAGACCCGAGUUACCCGAGUCACGCUAUUUUGUGGUCACAUGGAAUUAAGUCACAAACAAAGAAAACGACACUGAAUAAAAAUAAUUUGGAAGAA
This is a messenger RNA of Micropterus salmoides (largemouth bass), 7933 nucleotides long. It is a transcript of the gene tpp2, whose product is annotated as tripeptidyl peptidase 2. Gene Ontology annotation, cellular component: cytosol. Gene Ontology annotation, molecular function: tripeptidyl-peptidase activity; serine-type endopeptidase activity. Gene Ontology annotation, biological process: proteolysis. The record is from RefSeq and is a predicted model, not a curated record. The transcript has 29 exons. The coding region runs from base 259 to 4092 and encodes 1277 amino acids. NCBI's taxonomy places the organism in Eukaryota, Metazoa, Chordata, Actinopteri, Centrarchiformes, Centrarchidae.